Messenger RNA from Plasmopara halstedii, 237 nucleotides. RefSeq lists its product as uncharacterized. Lineage: Eukaryota; Oomycota; Peronosporomycetes; Peronosporales; Peronosporaceae. Bases 1 to 237 code for a protein of 78 amino acids. The transcript is spliced from 2 exons. The record is from RefSeq and is a predicted model, not a curated record.
AUGUCGCUCCGCGAGCAUUAUCUAACCCCAUCAGCAGCGGCAGGUGACUUGUUCUCUUAUGAGGGCAAUGCCUUGGGUAAUGACUGGCGGAAGUCACAAGGUGUUCCACUCGUAAUUGAGGCCCUAAAAAAAACGCGGUUUUUCAUUCUUCACACAACUUUGCAACCUAGUCUGAGUGAGGUUGACAAUCGACUGGUACGUCGCUUAUGCGUAGUAUAUGACACAACCGAACGUUGA